This is a messenger RNA of Hibiscus syriacus, 3086 nucleotides long. RefSeq names its product pentatricopeptide repeat-containing protein At5g67570, chloroplastic. Gene Ontology annotation, cellular component: chloroplast. The record is from RefSeq and is a predicted model, not a curated record. Gene Ontology annotation, biological process: chloroplast organization. Gene Ontology annotation, molecular function: protein binding. Lineage: Eukaryota; Viridiplantae; Streptophyta; Magnoliopsida; Malvales; Malvaceae. The coding region runs from base 47 to 2791 and encodes 914 amino acids. The transcript has 9 exons.
UAAAUGGUGCGAACUCCAGCGGAAGCCUAGUUGAAUUAGAACCAACAUGGGAGCUUCGAUAAUCCCUUCUCCCAACCUCCCACCGGCACCGGCACAGGCACCGGCACCGCCUCAGUUCGAGCCAAACACCGAAACCAUCAAACGAAAGCUCCUCCGGAAAGGCGUUCACCCAACUCCCAAACUUAUUCGAACUCUCACCAAAAGGGAAAUUCUUAAACACAACCGCAAAACUAAACAACAAUCUCAAUCCGAAACCCCUUCGCUCACCGCUUCCGACCUCCAGUCUCUAGCGGAACAAUCCCACUUUUUAACCCUGAAACGCGAGUACAAACGCUUCUCCAAAGCGCUCAAUUCCAAAACGGAGCGCCAGGGUCCUUCUUUGGUGGGAAACCCAUGGGAGAGAAUCGAGGGAGCCAAACUUCGGGACCUCGCUUCAGAAAAUGAAGAAUUCCACGGAGAGCGCUUGAAGAGACAGAACCUUAAGGAGCUCCGGGAAAUGUUCGAAGAGGAUCUCCGUUGGGUCCUGGAGGAUGAUGUCGAGGUGGAAGAAGAUGAUUGGCUGCUACCCGCUGAGAAGCAAGAGCGGGACUUGGACCCUUCAAAACGUUGGCGUAACGAGAAAGAAGCGAUUCGGUUUCUUGUUGAUAGGUUAAGCGAGCGAGAAAUAACGGAAAGGCAUUGGAAAUUUGUAAGGAUAAUGAAGCAAUCAGGGCUGCAGUUUACAGAGUGGCAGUUACUUAGGAUUGUUGAAGGACUUGGAAAGAAAGGGAACUGGAGGCAGGCAAUGGCCGUUGUCCAAUGGCUAUACGGUAAUAAGGAGUGUAAAGAUUUUAAAAGCAGGUUUGUUUACACAAAACUGUUGUCAGUUCUUGGGAAGGCUAGACGGCCUCGGGAAGCUCUUGGGAUUUUCAAGUUGAUGCUUGGAGACUGCCUUAUAUAUCCCGAUUUAGCUGCAUAUCACAGUAUUGCUGUUACACUGGGACAAGCUGGCCUUUUGAAGGAACUUCUGAACACAAUUGAGUGCAUGAGGCAGAAACCUUCAAAAAGAAUUAAAAACAUGCGGCACAAGAAGUGGGAGCCAAUGCUUGAACCUGAUCUUGUUGUAUAUAAUGCUGUUCUGAAUGCUUGUGUCUCACUACAUCAGUGGAAAGGGGUUUUGUGGGCGUUUGAACAGUUGAGAAAGAGUGGUCUGAGACCUAAUGGAGCAACGUAUGGACUUGCAAUGGAGGUAAUGCUGCAUUCUGGGAAGUAUGAUUUGGUUCACGAGUUUUUUAGAAAAAUGAAAAGAAGCGGAGAAGCUCUAACAGCACUUACUUACAAAGUCCUUGUCAAAGCUUUUUGGGAGGAAGGAAAGAUUAAUAAGGCUGUGGAAGCAGUCCGUGAUAUGGAACAGAGGGGAGUAGUUGGAACAGCCAGUGUCUAUUAUGAACUAGCUUGCUGUCUUUGCAAAAAUGGAAGGUGGCAAGAUGCUAUGAUAGAGGUGGACAAGAUUAAAAAACUCUCUACUAGGAAACCUUUGGAGAUAACCUUCACUGGUUUGAUAAUGGCAUCCCUGGAUGGUGGAUAUGUUGAUGAUUGCAUUUCCAUAUUCCAAUACAUGAAAGACCAUUGCGCACCCAACAUUGGAACCGUAAAUGCAAUGCUUAGAGUUUAUGGGCAAAAUGAUAUGUUUUCUAAAGCCAAGGAGUUGUUUGAAAAAACCAAUAUAGCCAGAUCUGGUCCUUGCGGUUCCCUGAAUGGCAAGUUUGGCAACCUUACGCCAGAUGGGUUCACAUAUAGCUUAAUGCUGGAGGCAUCUGCUAGUGCUCACCAAUGGGAAUAUUUUGACUAUGUCUACAGGGAGAUGGCUCUCUGUGGAUAUCAGCUAGAUCAAAGUAAACAUCCGAUUCUACUUGUGGAAGCAUCUAGAGCUGGGAAGUGGCAUCUAUUAGAACAUGCAUUUGAAGCCUUUUUGGAAGGUGGAGAGAUUCCACAUCCACUGAUAUUCACUGAAAUGUUAAUCCAAGCUACUUUGAAAGGUAAUUAUGAGAAGGCUGUCACCUUGGUCAACACCAUGGCUCAAGCCCCAUUUCAAGUCAGCGAAAAGCAGUGGACUGAACAUUUUGUAAAAAAUGGAGACAGGGUUUCUCAAGGUUGUCUGGUGAAACUGUUGGAUGCACUCUCCAGUUCCGAGUUGUCAUCCGAAGUCACAGCCUUGAACUUGUUAAGAUCCUUGCAAUCUCUCUGUGGAUCUGCCCUGUCAACAAGUUCCAUGUCCUUUGGUAUCGAAAUCACUGGUAAAUCUGAGCCUAACUGUAAUAAUGGAGAAACUUAUGGUUGUGAGAGAUUAAACAUUCCAACUAUUCCCGGGAACAUAAUGGUUGAGAAAGGUAAAGCAGCCACAGGUCCUCCUUCAGAAGCAACUGGCACAUCAUUUGCUAUGUUGGCUCUUACUAAUGAUGGAAAGAACGAAGAGGAUGGCGCCGCUGCAGAUUCGGUGAAUAGCUUAUUAAAUUAUGAUAUGGAUGACGACACAAGGGAUUUUGCUAACGGUGUUACAUCUGCUGAGCAUAUGAAUUGUUCAGGCAAGCCGGUCCCUUAUUUAAAUCUAGAUCAAUACACCAAAGAUUUUGACGAGGCUGAAACCGACCUGCCAGUCAACGAUGAUGAUGCUGAAAUAGAUUUGCUAGUCGAUGAGAAUGGUGACUCUCAAACGUCGAAAUUGCCUUCUGCACAAGAAAUACUGGAAUCAUGGAAGAAAAACAGGGAAAAAGAUGGGAUAUACUUUCCUUUCCAUCAAGGGAAGAAGUGAAUGGCACCAUUUUCAUUGCAUUUCCGGAACUCGAGUUUCUGGAUUAGAGAACAUGCAGGCACCAGAGGCACAGGUGAGGAUCCUAGAAAGCAAGAGAUUGAAGCAGAAACAGCUCCAAGGGAGGUAUGGGCAAUGGAUUUAACAAUAUCCUGGAAUAUUAGGUUGAUGUAAAGAUUAGGGCAUAGACAAUGGGAGGGAAGUUGUGUGUGUGGGUAAGAACAAGGCUAAUAGUUGAGCUCUUAUGGUUCAAUUUUAGAUUUUUACUUUUUUGGUUUUAAAUACGUAGUUGGUAUUU